UCCGAGAGCCGGCGCCUCGUUUAGAACCCGUCGGUGAGGCGGGCGGAGGGUGCAGGGUUUCCCGGCCCGCCCCGGGAGGGACGUCCCACCGUCUCCGUCCCUCGCUGUCCUGCGCCAUGGCCGCCGCCGCCGCUUGGUGCUACCGCGGGAACCCCGAGGCCGAGCAGCCGGCGGUGCUGGUGCAGUUCUCCAACGGUAGGCUGCGGCGGUCCGACUCCAUGCGGUUUACCGUCUACCGAAGCAAGGAUACGGCCCAUCCCCGGAAGAAGCGCCGGAGGAUCCUGGUCUCGGAAACUGAAAGGCUCUCAUAUGUGGGGAGUAACUUCAGCAACGGAGUUAUGAAAUGUAACUCUCUAUGCAGGUAUUUUGUUGGUGUGUUAGACAAGGACUCUGGGCAAAUGGAAGUCUAUAAUGCUGAAAUAUUCAACAUGCAGCCCUUGCUGUCAGAUAACUUAAUACCUGAUGACACGAAGGAUUAUCAGACUAAAUCCUACAGGGAGAAGAUGGAUUUGUGCAUUGAGGCCUUUGGUACCAGCAAGCAGAAGCGAGCUCUGAACUCUCGGCGAAUGAAUGCGGUGGGCAAUGAUAUUCUGAAUACAGCUGUGACAAAAGCAGCAACAAACAUUAUAAAUGCAAAGGGAGUAACAGCUUUGACUCAGGAUGUGGCCCAAGAUGAUGUACAGAACAUCUCCAUCUUCCUCCCACCAUGUAAUGAAGAUGCUGACAAAGCAGAAGAUGUUUACAAGUUUGAGGACAUUCUGUCCCCAGCAGAGUAUGAAGCAUUGCAGGUUCCAGCAGCAGUCUUUGUUAACAUCACUCCAGAAGAAAUCACCAAGAAAAUGGAAGAUAAAAGCCAUUGCUCCUUUGUUUUAGAGGAGCUGAAGUUCCUGCCUGCUGAUGAGAAGAGGAGGGAUCACAAAGCCCGAUGCCUCUGGUUCCUGGACACCCUUAUUAAGUUCAGCCAACUGAAAGUGAUCAAGAAGAAGCAUCCAAUGGGUCCUGAAUGCCCACACAUUAUUUCCAGGAAACUCAUGAAGAAUUUCACUUCACUGACGUACAACAAUGGCAGUGUCCAGAAUUUAAUCUCUGCAUCAAUGAAGGCUAAAAUCAUAGCAUACGUCAUUGCAUUGGCUCUGCACAUUAACAACUUCCAAACAGACCUCACUGUGCUGCAGAAUGACAUGAAGCUCCAAGAAAGCAGGAUGAUGGACAUUGCAAGGGCCAUGCGGUUGAAGGUCUCCAAGGCAAAGGGGCUGCUGGGACUUGAGAAUGAUCAGAACCACAAGCUGGGCAGUCUCUCUCUCCCCUUGCCUGUGCAGAAGUCAUCAGGGAACCAACGGAAGCGCAAGAAAAUGAACUGAAAUGUCUGGGAGGUCUGAGCAGGGGCAAAACAGUUCUGUUCUCAACUGGCGUUCUGCACAUAGAGCAUCAUGGGGAUGCUUUUGUCUGUUGGAUUUGGCUGUCCAGCAUCAGCACAUGACCUUGCUGAAACCCUGUCUCAAGGCUGGGUUGGAACAGAUGUUCAGCUCAUUAAACUGCUUCUUUUUUCUA
Harpia harpyja (harpy eagle) is the source of this 1551-nucleotide messenger RNA. It is a transcript of the gene POLR1E, whose product is annotated as RNA polymerase I subunit E. The coding region runs from base 117 to 1361 and encodes 414 amino acids. The transcript has 12 exons. Lineage: Eukaryota; Metazoa; Chordata; Aves; Accipitriformes; Accipitridae. Gene Ontology annotation, biological process: RNA polymerase I preinitiation complex assembly; nucleolar large rRNA transcription by RNA polymerase I; transcription elongation by RNA polymerase I. The record is from RefSeq and is a predicted model, not a curated record. Gene Ontology annotation, molecular function: DNA binding. Gene Ontology annotation, cellular component: RNA polymerase I complex.